UACAGCAAAGAACAGACAGAACAGCAACAACAUGAGCGACACAGAAGACGUCCAGGUCCAGCAGACUUCAAACGUCCUCCCACAGGACAUCCUCGACAACGCAGGAACCAUCAAGCUCUUCAACAAAUGGGACUACUCCGGUUUGUGAUUUCUCCAUCGUUGCUUCCAUUCUCCAUGUGACCGACGCACAGCGCUUCCAGCAAGCUCCCCACAGCUCAACGUAGCGCUGUGCAACACGCAUAGGAAUUCUAGCCACCGAUGUACAAGGAGUGAAGGGGCUGACAAACUUUUUAUAUAGAUGUUGAGGUCAAGGAUAUCUCCCUCGUCGACUACAUUCAGCUCAGGCACCCAGUCUACCUCGCACACACUGCCGGCAGGUACGCCGUCAAGCGUUUUCGCAAGGCACAAUGCCCCAUCGUCGAGCGUCUCGUCAACGCACUCAUGAUGAACGGCCGCAACAACGGAAAGAAGCUCAUGGCUGUUCGCAUCGUCAAGCACGCCUUUGAGAUUGUUCACCUCCUCACAGACUCCAACCCCAUCCAGAUCCUUGUCGAUGCUAUCGUCAACUGUGGUGUCCGCGAGGACUCGACCCGUAUCGGAUCCUCUGGUACCGUGCGCAGGCAGGCUGUCGAUGUCUCUCCGCUCCGUCGUGUCAACCAGGCCAUUGGUCUCUUGACUGUCGGUGCCCGUGAGGCUGCCUUCCGCAAUGUCAAGACCAUUGCCGAGUGUCUUGCCGAGGAGCUCAUCAACGCCGCAAAGGGUUCUUCCAACUCUUACGGUAUCAAGAAGAAGGAUGAGCUCGAGCGUGUUGCACGAUCCAACCGUUAAUCCCCUUCUAUCACUUGCAUACGAUGCCUUUGUAGAAUUUGGUGUCUUUCUA
Protomyces lactucae-debilis is the source of this 880-nucleotide messenger RNA. RefSeq names its product 40S ribosomal protein S5-B. The transcript has a single exon. Lineage: Eukaryota; Fungi; Ascomycota; Taphrinomycetes; Taphrinales; Protomycetaceae. Gene Ontology annotation, biological process: ribosomal small subunit assembly; translation. Gene Ontology annotation, molecular function: mRNA binding; structural constituent of ribosome; rRNA binding. The record is from RefSeq and is a predicted model, not a curated record. Bases 442 to 828 code for a protein of 128 amino acids. Gene Ontology annotation, cellular component: ribosome; cytosolic small ribosomal subunit.